This is a messenger RNA of Ooceraea biroi (clonal raider ant), 2326 nucleotides long. It is a transcript of the gene Osi18, whose product is annotated as DUF1676 domain-containing protein Osi18. The record is from RefSeq and is a predicted model, not a curated record. NCBI's taxonomy places the organism in Eukaryota, Metazoa, Arthropoda, Insecta, Hymenoptera, Formicidae. Gene Ontology annotation, cellular component: membrane.
UUGAAUUUUUCUUAAAAUCAUUAAUAUGAGCGAUAAUCCGUGCCGCAUCUUUUCCAUUACGCUUGAACAAUAUUAAGCGAAAAUAUUGUGCAUAGUUAGUUCUAUCAAUACGUUUUAAUUAUUUUAUUUUCUAUUAUUUCUUGAUUGACAAGAAUAUUUAAUAGAUUUUUAAUACGAGAAAAGCAUAAAGAUGUGUUAGAGACGUUAUAUCUAAACGUUAAGUUACUACUAAACGUUAUGUAUUAUUAUAUAAUAUUAUUUUACAAAGCUUGGAAGUUUUUACAUACAAAUAUAAUUGCUGUAAGUUAAAAUUUAAUGGUUAUUAAUUCCGACGACCGAUAAUAUAAUCAAGAGAUUUAUGAAAUGCUUAUGUGUUUUCGAUUCAAAAUUAUAUAUUAACAUUAAAUUAUCUAUUUCAUACAUUUAUAAUAAUUAGGCAAUAAAAUCACGUGUAAUGAAAUCAUCAAUUUUUAUGACAUAAUUGUAUCAAUACAUGACUAAAAGGAUUUCGGAUCGCGCAAAUAAUAAUUAGUAUUUGAUACUUGGAUCCUGCAAGUAUUCAAAGUCUUGCAAUCCAACUGGAAACGCUUUUCGAAACGCUUGCAGUUCAUUCAAUUGUAACUUGAACAAAGUUCACCAAAUACAUAUAAUAAUAUAAAAUUUCUUUUUGCGUAUGUCAAAAUGAUUCCAGAGGGACAAAGGAGCGAAGAGUCGUAAAAAUAUCGACACCCCAGAUAAUGAGACUUUCUUCUUUCCUUUCAGCCAGUCAGCAACACGUUCCUGAUCAAAAUUCAUCGUUCGUACGCGGCUGCCAUCGGCUAUAAAACCCCGUUGUCUUCGUUCGUACUGGCAUUCGGUGUUUAGCCUGGCAAAUCGGUGGUACCAUCAUGAGGAUCUUAACCACUUUUGCGUCAGUAGCCCUCCUGGUCACCCUCUCCGGCGCGCAACAGACAGAAACUACUGUCAGCUUCCUGCAAAAAAUUUAUCACAAAUGCGCGGAUAGCGAAUCCAUGCUAUCCUGCGUGAAACCGAAGGUGCUGGCUUAUGUCACUGACGCUGUAAAGCAGGACAGAUUGGCAAUUACGGAGGACUUAGCGGUGGUUAAAUCCCGAGAUGCAUCGCAGGAUAGUACAGAGAAGGAUUACUACCCCUCGCAGUACGACGCCGCGGAUCCGUCCAAGAGGAAAUUCCUGCGAACGCUGAUGCUGGAGAAAUUGGACGCGUAUCUGUCGAGCCAUCAGCUUGAAGCUAAACUACCGGAAGCGAUUGUGGGAUCAAACAUCGUUCCUGGAUCUUUGCUGGAGAGUAUGCCCAAGAGUCUCACAAUCCCCCUCAGCGACUCUUCCAAUGGACAAGGACGUGGUUUCGUCAAGAAAGUGAUGAUACCGUUCCUGCUUGGUCUCAAGUUCAAAGCGACCGCCUUGGUGCCCCUCGCUCUGGCGUUGAUCGCUAUGAAGACAUGGAAGGCGCUGACUCUUGGUCUCCUAUCGUUGGUUCUUAGCGGAGCAAUGCUGAUCUUCAAGCUGACUAAGCCGAAAGUCGCUUACGAGGUUGUGCACUACGGACAUCCACCUGUGGAACAUCCGCCUCACUGGGACACCGCACCUCAUGGACCUUAUAGAGCCUAUAGAAAAUAGAAUGAUAUUGAACAAACGAGAGAUUGAUCGCCGCAUUAUACGCCUAGAUUGUUUAUUUAAUAUUUAUUUAAUAUUCAUUCAUCAGCGCCUCGCAUGCAUUAUUUAAUUGUGUAAUAAAAAUUUCUUCACUGUUCCAUCGAACGAAUCUUGUUGAUUACUUUCGCCUUUCAACCUUUCUUAAUUUAGUGCGUAUCAGCUGUAAGACUACAUUUCACUAGCAGCGGAAAGUGAUUUUUCGUAGAAAACAAAUACAUGAAAAUAGAGAGCGUGGGAACUGAGAAAGCGAAAUUUGCCGAUUAGUAGCUUGCAUUUUAAUAGAGCGAGUGAUUUAAACGACGAGAUAUGCAAACGAUCUAUUAGAACUAAGGAAUCGCGAGAGAAAUUGUAAGUGUGUGCUAGAUACGUAACAUAUAACUGACACUAUUUAAUUAAACCUACGAAUAUUAAAAUAGACCUGCGUGAAUUUCAUUUCGAUUUCGUCCUGUGAGCAGUCAAAUGGUUCACCGACCUUUUAGCAUUUUAAAAUGCCAUAUCCGAAGGAAAAAUAAGAUGUCCACGAUAAAUAACACAUCGUUUUGCAGUUUACCCGGCACUUGUCAUCGCAGAAAAAUUCCGCAGACAUUUCAUUCAUUCGAAAGAAAUAGAUUGAUCUAACAAGACGCGACAGACAUCGAUCGACAUUUCGUCGG